Molecule: messenger RNA, 1917 nt
Organism: Chrysochloris asiatica (Cape golden mole)
Lineage: Eukaryota; Metazoa; Chordata; Mammalia; Afrosoricida; Chrysochloridae
Gene: CDH19
Product: cadherin 19, type 2
Exons: 10
Coding region: 1-1917 (638 amino acids)
Biological process (GO): calcium-dependent cell-cell adhesion; adherens junction organization; multicellular organism development
Cellular component (GO): plasma membrane; catenin complex; adherens junction
Molecular function (GO): calcium ion binding; cadherin binding
Source: RefSeq, a predicted model, not a curated record
AUGUUAAUGGAAGAAGCAGUUAAGAGUAAGGAAGAGUUUGGCAGAGGAAAGAUGAAAGUAGUGGGGAAAACAAGAGUUAAAGUGGAUAGAGGAACACCAGUCAUCCAGGUGACAGCUAGAGACGCUGACGACCCUUCCAGCGGCAAUAAUGCACGUCUGCUAUACAGCCUCCUGCAGGGACAACCAUAUUUCUCCAUUGAACCCACAACAGGAGUUAUAAGAAUAUCUUCUGAAAUGGACAGAGAGCUGCAAGACGAAUACCGGGUAAUUAUACAAGCCAAGGACAUGAUUGGUCAGCCUGGAGGACUUACCGGAACAACAAGUGUAUUCAUUACACUGUCUGAUAUUAAUGACAAUAAGCCUAUAUUUAAAACAAAUUUCUACCGCCUGUCUGUCACUGAAUCUGCCCCCAUUGGGACUUCUAUAGGAACAAUCCUGGCCUAUGAUAAUGACAUAGGAAAGAAUGCAGAAAUGGAUUACAGCUUAGAAGAUAAUUCACAGACAUUUGAAGUCAUCACUAACAAUGAUACCCAAGAAGGAAUAAUUUUACUAAAAAAGGAAGUGGAUUUUGAGCACCAGAAUCACUAUAGUAUUAGAGCCAACGUUAGAAACCGCCAUGUUGCUGAACAUCUCUUGAAGUAUCACACUGAAGCCUCCACCGCUUUCAUUAAGGUCCAGGUGGAAGAUGCUGACGAACCUCCUGUUUUCCUCUUCCCAUAUUAUGAAUUUGCUAUUCCUGAAGGAAAUCCACAUGGAUCCUUUGUAGGCCUGGUAUCUGCCAUAGAUCCAGAUCACAGGAAUUCUCCCAUCAGCUAUUCUAUUACUAGAAGCAAAAUGUUCAGUAUUGAUGACAACGGCACAAUCAUUGCCACAGACCCUCUGGACCGGGAGGUUAGUGCUUGGCACAACCUAAGUAUCACAGCUACAGAAAAAUACAAUAUACACAAAAGUGUGGAAGUCCCUGUGUUUGUGCAAGUUCUUAAUGUUAACGAUCAUGCUCCUGAGUUCUCUCAGUAUUAUGAGACUUAUAUUUGUGAAAAUGCAGACGCGGGUCAGACAAUUCAGAAAAUUAGUGCAGUGGAUAGAGAUGAGUCCAUAGAAGCGCACCACUUUUACUUUAAUCUAUCUGUAGAAGACACAAUGAACUCAAGUUUUACCAUCUUAGAUAACCAAGACAACACAGCUGUCAUUUUGACUAACAGAACUGGCUUCAGCCUGCAAGAAGAACCUGUCUUCUAUGUGUCUAUUUUAAUUGCCGACAAUGGAAUCCCAUCACUUACGAGCACAAACACCCUUACCAUCUACGUCUGUGCCUGUGAUGAGACCGGUAGCACACAGACCUGCAGUAACAGGGAGUAUAUGCUUUCAAUGGGGUUCAGGACGGAAGUCAUCAUUGCUGUACUGAUCUGCGUUAUGGUAAUAUUUGGGUGUAUUUUUUUGAUCCUCGGUCUAAAACAAAGAAGAAAACAGACUCUGUUUCCUGAGAAAGGUGAGGAUUUCAGAGAGAAUAUAUUCAGGUAUGACGACGAAGGGGGCGGAGAAGAGGAUACAGAGGCAUUUGACAUUGCCGAAUUGAGGACCAGCACGUUCAUGCGCGAACGCAAGAGUAGGCGACAGGUGCCCUCGCAGAUCCCGAGCCUAUACAGACAGUCUCUGCAGGUGGGCCCCGACAGCGCCAUAUUCAAGAAAUUCAUUCUCGAAAAGCUCGAAGAAGCCAACAUGGACCCCUGUGCCCCGCCUUUUGAUUCUCUCCAGACCUAUGCUUUUGAGGGAACGGGGUCCUUAGCUGCAUCCCUGAGUUCCCUGGGAUCAGAAAUCUCUAAUCAGGAUGAAAACUUUGAUUACCUUAAUGACUUGGGACCUCGCUUUAAAAGAUUAGCUUGCUUGUUUGGUUCUCCAAUGCAGUCAAAUAGUUAA